Molecule: messenger RNA, 1819 nt
Organism: Lytechinus pictus (painted urchin)
Lineage: Eukaryota; Metazoa; Echinodermata; Echinoidea; Temnopleuroida; Toxopneustidae
Product: radial spoke head 1 homolog
Exons: 6
Coding region: 108-1073 (321 amino acids)
Biological process (GO): spermatid development; axoneme assembly
Cellular component (GO): motile cilium; nucleus; cytosol
Source: RefSeq, a predicted model, not a curated record
ACAACAGCAAAAUAAGGUUUGCCUAGCAACAACUUCUGCUGCAGGGAAGAACGAUUCAGUGAUUAUCUCUAAGUUCUAGUUAAGGCUACUACUUAAAAACUCUCAAAAUGUCUGAUUUAGGCUCAGAUUAUGAUGAAGAAGAGCAAGGGCCAUAUUUAGGAGAAUAUGAAGGAGAAAGGAAUGCCAAGGAAGAGCGUCAUGGUAAAGGAAAAGCAACACUGCCCAAUGGAGACAUGUACGAGGGCAUGUAUGAGCAUGGGAAACGCCAUGGAGGGGGUGUGUAUAAAUUCAAGAACGGAGCAAGGUAUAUAGGAGACUACAAACAAAAUAAGAAGCAUGGAUCGGGGAAGUUCAUUUAUCCAGAUGGUUCAAUAUAUGAGGGGAGCUGGGUGGAUGAUCAGAGACAUGGGUACGGUGUGUACACGUACCCUAACGGUGACAUGUACGAAGGUGAAUGGCAGAGCCACCUAAGGCACGGCCAGGGUGUUUACACCUACAAAGACACUGGAUCCAAGUACGUAGGAUCAUGGAUCAGCGGGAAGAGGGAAGGGGCUGGUGAACUCAUCCAUGCUAACCACAGAUACCAAGGCAUGUGGGUCGCUGAUCAGCCACAAGGCAAGGGCAAGUACGUCUUUGACAUUGGUUGCGAGCAGCACGGCCAGUACGUCCCCGUGGAGCAACCACUGGGUGGAGACCAGGAAGAGGAGGAAGCCCAGACCGUCACCGUACCCAAAUGGAGGGCGGGGCCUAUCCAGGCGGUCAGCCAGUACAACCCCGCCGAGGAAGCCAUCGCUGCCCAGCAGGCGGAAGAAGGGGAACAGGCAGAGGGAGAGGAAGGAGAAGGGGGUGACGGGGAAGGAGCCGGAGAGGGAGGAGAGCAGGCUGCAGAAGGGGGAGAAGGAGAGCAAGCAGCAGAAGGGGAUGGAGCAGCAGCGACAGAAGGAGAAGGAGAUGCCGCUCCUGCUGCAGAGGGAGACGGAGAGACACAGGAGCAGCAGGAGGAGCCAGCGGAGGGCGGGGAUGAGCAAGCGCCUGUAUCACCCGUUGCCGAGGAAACAGAAGAAGCUGAAUAGAAUCAUUCCUGCUCACGAGAUCUCGAUAAAACAUUUUAUGAACACUGUUUUUGAACCCUGGAACAUUGACUCCGGAGCAUUAAACCAGUGAGUGCGUCUCACCUUCAGUGAAAGUGGUUGCCACGGUGACUUGUCAUUAUAGCUGACCAUCGUUCUUUUUCAUGGAUUUCAAACCUGCUUGGAAAUGUGCCAUGCCCAACUGCUUUGUGUAUUUUUGUUACAGGAUGUCAUGAUUACCAGCAAAAAAAUUGUUUUACCAUUACUGUGCCUCCUCCCUCCUUUCAACUUGUUCCCUUUUCUUCAAAAUAAUUUUUGUCAAUUCAUCAAUUCAAUUCAUUAUUUAUUUGCAGUCUCAACUCACGAUUGAAAAUAUCAAAUACAGAGGAAAUUUACUAAGCAUGUAUAGAAAUAUAAAUAUUCAAUAUUUACACACAACAAUGAAUGAUCAUAAAAAAUUAGAUUAUGAGGGAACUAGCAAAGGCCUAUCGCAGGCUUGUCCCUGAAAUAAUUGCAGUAAAAUGAUUAAGUUUGAAUAUAUAUAUAUAUAUAUAUAUAUAUAAAACAAAGAAGAAAAAGACCCCCCCCCCCCACACCCAAAUAAUCCAAUAUUUAUAAGAACAUUGUAUUGAUAUCUAGAAAAAAUGGUACAAUUCAUAAUUAUGUGUAAAAGACAAUAGAGUGGGCAUAUAUUUUAUGUUACUGUAAGUCAUUCCAACAUUUUGUUCCAGCAAAGAAGACGUUUCAAC